AUGCAGAGAUCAGACGUCGUUUACUUCGGCGCUGGCCCCGCGGGGUUGCCAACUGAUGUGCUCGCCACGGCAGCAGCUGCGCUGCUCAAUUAUCAAGAGACCGGUCUUGGUGUGGCCGAGCACAGCCAUCGCAGUACGCUGGCGGCGGACAUCGUGAACAACAUGAAGGCCGAUCUGGCCGAUUUCCUCGAAAUUCCCUCGACACACGACAUUCUGAUUAUGCAAGGUGGAGGAUCCGGACAAUUCGACGCAACAGUCUACAACUCGGUAUUGGUUUGGGUGGAAAACCAAAGACAAAAGAUUGUUCAAGCGAAUGCCGACAUCAGCGAAGAGGAAUUGAUCAAACAGCUACAACAAAAGGUCCAAUCAGACUUGCGACUCGACUACCUGGUUACCGGUUCAUGGUCCCUAAAAGCCAACCAGGAAGCUGUCCGACUACUCGGACCAAGCCACGUCAAUGUCGCGACAGACUCGAGAAAGAUCAACGAUGGAAAAUUCGGAAAGAUUGCAGACGAGUCGACCUGGAAUCUUAGCGAAAAACCCGCCAUGAUUUAUCUAUGCGAAAACGAAACCGUUGACGGUGUCGAAUGGCCCAGCUUCCCCAAGACUCUUGAGUCACGAGCAUUUAAUGACGAAACACUCGUCAUCGGAGACUUUUCCUCAACCAUCCUUUCACGACGAAUUCCUUUUGAUCACUUUUCCGUUGUCUACUUUGGUGCACAAAAAAACCUCGGUUUACCUGGUAUCACUGUUGUCGUUAUCAAGAAGAGCCUUCUCUCAACUUUGAGCCAAGGCAAACCCGAACUUACCAGGAAGGUUGGCCUACCGGUUCCUCCAACUAUUCUGGACUAUGCGGUUACAGCCAAAAAUAACAGUCUUUAUAACACAUUAAGCAUUUUUGACGUCUUUGUUGCUGGUCAAGUGCUGAAAAAGCUUAUUGCCACGUUCCCGGAUAAAGUCCGUGGUCAAGAGGCACUUUCUGGAAAGAAAGCAGCUCUCAUAUAUGAUGUCCUUGAUUCUUACCCGGACAUAUACAAAGUUGUACCCGAUAAGAGCGUGCGCUCACGUAUGAAUAUAUGUUUCCGAGUUGCCAAGGGCGGAAAUGUCGACGAAGCGGAAAAGGCAUUCAUUAAUGGCGCUACAGAAAGAGGGCUGCUUGGCUUGAAGGGUCACAGAAGCGUUGGUGGAAUCCGCGUGUCCAAUUACAACGUAAUCGAUGAAACUGGAGCCCAGAAACUUGCCACAUUCCUGAAAGACUUUGCAACGAGCGCGUAA
This is a messenger RNA of Talaromyces amestolkiae, 1275 nucleotides long. RefSeq lists its product as uncharacterized. The record is from RefSeq and is a predicted model, not a curated record. Gene Ontology annotation, cellular component: cytoplasm. Lineage: Eukaryota; Fungi; Ascomycota; Eurotiomycetes; Eurotiales; Trichocomaceae. The coding region runs from base 1 to 1275 and encodes 424 amino acids. Gene Ontology annotation, molecular function: pyridoxal phosphate binding; O-phospho-L-serine:2-oxoglutarate transaminase activity. Gene Ontology annotation, biological process: L-serine biosynthetic process. The transcript has 6 exons.